Messenger RNA from Aureobasidium subglaciale EXF-2481, 1967 nucleotides. RefSeq lists its product as uncharacterized. The record is from RefSeq and is a predicted model, not a curated record. The coding region runs from base 6 to 1751 and encodes 581 amino acids. The transcript has 2 exons. Lineage: Eukaryota; Fungi; Ascomycota; Dothideomycetes; Dothideales; Saccotheciaceae.
UGAUAAUGGCAGACGUGUGCAUCGUCUGCUUGGGCGACUUUCGCCUUCGCCCUGAAGACGCCGAGACAGAUAUCAAGCCCGUUGGUACCGACAUCAUCACGCCGCUUCCCGUGCUUUCCUCUGAACAAAGCAAGAACGCGAUAGACGACGAAACUGUCGCCCAUCUCCUGCCUUGCGGACACAACCUUCACGAUUCAUGCUUGCGGCCUUGGGUUGAACGAGCCAAUAGCUGUCCUAUUUGUCGUGCAAGCUUCAAUGUCGUCGAGCUGCGCAACUUCCUCGAUGGCCCAGCACAUGCUUCAUACCUUGUCGAGGAAAAACAACAGCGGGCUGACAUCGACCCGACCCUGACCAUCGACGAUGAUCUCGAAGAAGACGCUCCAUGUCUCGUCUGCGGUCGCAUUGACCACACUCAUCAAACAAUGUACUGCGAUGGCUGCGUCGCCACGGUUCACAUCUUCUGCGCUGGCUUUAGUGAUUCCACUGCUCCGGAUAUCUGGUACUGUGAGCCUUGCCUUCUCGAAUACAACGACAACGGCCGAGAGGCCCUCCCACAAGUAAGAAGUGCAAGACCGAGAAGAGGAUCUAGACGACCUGGCACACAAGAGUGGGACAGAGUAUGGGCAAGCGUUUGGCGCCGACUGAAUCUAGACCUGGAUUUCCCUUCCGUCGACGAAGACACGCAUACCAUCCACCGUACACCAGCUCAACGGCGAGAGCUUGCAGCAUGGAAUCGUAGACUUCAAGUCGCAAGUCGUCAAGGUGGUGCAAACCGCUUCAGAGAGACUGCCCCGACCCUGCUGGACCGAAGGACCCUUGCUUCGCCAGAGUCGCAAGAGGAACUUCGCGCAUGGAACGCCCUCGACAAAGCCCGCGCUCUCGACCCUGAGGCACAGGCCCCUCCCAGCAGGAAACGCAAAACCCCAACGGCUUCUCCUGCUUCUCCCAGAGAUAACCCAGCAGCAGGGCAUGAGCAAGCCGAGCCUCAACGCAAACUCAAACGCCCCAGAACAAAGAGAAACAUGACCAUCACGACAGCUGGAGAUCCAGGCCCAUCGACCGUCGAAGUCCCAGUACGCCCAGUACCAGCACAGAAGCCCGUCGACGGACCGAGUUUCCUAACUCAGCUCCUUCAAGAGGUGGAAAAACAACCAGCACCAGAGGAAGCAGGCUCACCAGAUGCAGACAUGUCUGGUGAUGAGCAGCCCGGACCGACCAAUCUGGCAUCUCCUGGCGCAUCGCCUAUCCACUCUGGCCAAGUCUCCCCUCGCGCGUUGUCUGUGACACCUCCACCUCAAUCCGCACGUCCUAGACCGACUUCACCAAUGCCCCUCACAUCUAUUGUCAGACCUCUAACUUCACCUGCUUUCUCGCCCGGCAUGAAUGGUAAAGAUGAGCGGGGCAGAUCACAUCGACGCCCCCAACAUCAAGUCAGCAGUCCUCCGAGAGAUAUUUCUCCUGGCUCGCCUUCCCGAAACAUGUCGUACUCGACCAAAACCGAGAUUCAGAGGAUGGUGAAAGCCGUCCUAGGCCCUCGCUAUCGCGGAGGCGAGAUCAACAAAGACCAGUACACCGAUAUUAACCGCGAUGUGUCUCGCAUGCUCUACGAUAAAGUCGGCGAUGCUGAAGGUCUGGCUGACCAGGACGGUCGUGACAAGUGGCAAGAAGUGGCUUCUGCUGAAGUCGAACGAGCCGUGCAAACGAUACGCUCGCAGGAGCAGAGCUCAGAUACAUUCUCCCAGGAUGUGUGACUUGAAUUUACGGCAUUAACGACGGGGCAUGGCGCAUUGCAGUAAUACUUAGGUUUUGGCGCAUCAAACUCAUGGUUGUUUUUCGGAGUCGAGCAUCAUUUUGCUUGACAUGGCGUCAGGGCAGGAAAUGGGAGAAAGCGUGUAGAUACCCCCGACUGCGAAUUUCACAACCACUUUGGUUCUUUUCUAAUAUCUCUUCCUCCUUUUGACACCGAC